This is a messenger RNA of Exserohilum turcica Et28A, 960 nucleotides long. RefSeq lists its product as uncharacterized. The record is from RefSeq and is a predicted model, not a curated record. Lineage: Eukaryota; Fungi; Ascomycota; Dothideomycetes; Pleosporales; Pleosporaceae. The transcript has 3 exons. Bases 1 to 960 code for a protein of 319 amino acids.
AUGCUGUCCACAUCCCAGCAAUCCAAGCACAAGUCUGCAUUCUCGUCCAAACCCAAGCCGAAAACCAUCCACGAAACAGCCACCUACCCCCGCAUCACCGUGGAUCGGGACAGCGACUCAUGUUUCAACGACUCCAUGUCCUACGAGCACGUCCUAGCCUGCGGACAUAUUAUCCUGACCGCCACCGCUAACGAGCCCUGUGCUCCAAACUGCCACCACGUAGCCAGCGCCCGCGAUACAGCAGCCACCACGGCAGAUGUGCCGAAUAAGAAGAAAGUCGGAAAGUUAGAAUUCUACUGCGACGCGUGCGUUGAAUCCAAGCACGAGCAGUUGAUUCCUGAGUAUACAACUGCAACAGUAGCAGAAAGUCUCCGUGCCAGCAUGCGCAACAGGGAAGCCCGAAACCGCAACAAGACAUCCAAGUACAGGCCUUGCUACAUCGGACUGAAAAUCACCUCGAUUCCCUGCCACCGGGACGGGAGACCUAGCUCGCGGUAUGAACCGCGGACGCAGCACCAUGAGUUCGACACGGCUGUGCCGCAGGCUGGAGAUAAUUUCUUCGAGGACAUGCUGAAGUCGGAGGGAGCGAUGUCAGAGCAGGACGAUCGUAGUGUCGACAUGAAACCGCAUGGCCGGGAGGAGUGCGCCGCCGCCGGGCCCGUAGAGUUGGAGUCGCUGUCGCUGUGUGUGUCCGAUGACGCUGCAGCAUCACGUGAGAACAGGGGCAGUACCGACGAUCAGACUGCGCCAAGGGGAAACCUUCAGACGAGGAGAUAUAACACCAGGACAGUGGCGGCGCUGACGCAUAAUAUUGCUUGCGAUGUGCACGCUACUAUUUCUCCUAGUCAUGACGCUGAUGCAGAGACUACGCUGUCGAGAAAGCGGAAGAGAACCGCUCGAGCGCCGCAGGCAAGCGAGCGCCGCACCCCACCAAACCUGCGCACCUCUAUAAGCCUGUAG